AGUAUGUACAAGAGGAUGGAAAGUCGGUGCCAAUGCUCAAAAACCUGGCGUCAAAAAAUUACAAUCUGGUCAACUACGAGAAAGGCAAACAAUUGUACGCUCAAGAUUUACGUCAACUUCUUUGUGAAGCGAAUUGCUUUUGUAAAAAGAAAUGGGUACCGUACAACAACGACCAGUGGAACGCACCACAAGGUGGAUGCUACUAUCCGCUAAUGAUUCCUUCAAUUCAGACAAUCAAAGGUGCAUUUCGUGCUCAAACCGCCAAGGAGAUAUCAUGGACCGCAAAUUUCCCUGCACGAUCACUAGAUAGUACCAAGAUCGGCAGAUUUACAAAAUGGGCGAAGGGCCAUCCAAAUACCAACAAAGGUGAAUGUGUCUACAUGCAGCAGUACUCAGAUUCCAAAUCUGCAUGGUAUUCCGAUGACUGCUACAACGAUCAUUACUACAUCUGCCAAACAAAACCAUGUGACUCGUCCAAGUACUGUGCCGCUGGACUUGGCAAUGACGAUUCUGAUAGCUGA
Molecule: messenger RNA, 521 nt
Organism: Haemonchus placei
Lineage: Eukaryota; Metazoa; Nematoda; Chromadorea; Rhabditida; Trichostrongylidae
Source: the annotation of a GenBank genome assembly